AUGCCACUUACCACGUAUUCACCGGCGGAUAGUAAGACUUUACUGGCACGAUAUUACGAUCUGCCACAACCGGAAGAUCGCAUACAGCUCAUGUAUGUGUGGAUCGAUGGGACUGGUGAGCAUUUGCGAUGCAAAACCAUGACUGUGACUGAAGAGCCGAAAUCUGCGGAAGAUUGUAGCAUAUGGAACUUUGAUGGCAGCAGUACAGGUCAAGCAGAGGGUUCGAACUCGGACGUCUAUUUGAAACCGUGUGCUCUGUUCCGAGACCCGUUUCGUCGUGGAAAGAACAAGCUGGUUCUGUGCGAAACCUACACGUACGACAUGAAACCACACGCAACCAAUCAUCGUAGACGUUGUGUGGAACUGAUGAAACAAGCCGAAUCGUACGAACCGUGGUUCGGGAUUGAACAGGAGUAUGCCCUGAUGGACAUAGAUGGGUAUCCCAUGCAAUGGCCAAAAUCCGGCUUCCCUCAACCACAGGGACCGUACUAUUGCUCGGUUGGAGCGGAUCGUGCUCUUGGUCGGGAUAUCCCGGAAGCUCAUUACCGCGCUUGUAUGUACGCCGGUGUGAAAAUUUGUGGUACCAAUGCUGAAGUGAUGCCAUCACAAUGGGAAUUUCAAAUUGGUCCAUGUGAAGGCGUUCUGUUGGCAGAUCAUCUCUGGAUGGCCCGAUUCUUGUUACAUCGUGUUGCAGAGGAUUUUGGUGUUGUGGUAACGUUUGAUCCAAAACCGAUGCCUGGCGACUGGAACGGUUCGGGGGCUCAUACGAACUUUUCGACUGCUGCUAUGAGAUGUCCCCAAAGUGGUUUGAAAGCGAUUGAACAAGCUGUAGAAAAACUAUCCAAACGUCAUGCGGAGCAUCUGAAAGUCUAUGAUCCCAGACAUGGUGAAGACAACUCCCGUCGUUUGACGGGGUUGCAUGAGACUAGUAGUAUCCAUGGCUUCUCAUCAGGAGUUGCAAAUCGAGGAAGCAGUAUCCGAAUUCCACGUCAGGUGGCCGAGGAUCGGUGCGGUUAUUUGGAGGAUCGUCGACCUUCAGCGAAUUGUGAUCCGUAUCAGGUGAUUGGCAUGCUAGUACAGACUGUUUGUUUGGAAUGA
Molecule: messenger RNA, 1098 nt
Organism: Echinostoma caproni
Lineage: Eukaryota; Metazoa; Platyhelminthes; Trematoda; Plagiorchiida; Echinostomatidae
Source: the annotation of a GenBank genome assembly